ACGUGAGAGUGAUUGUUUCGUAUUCUCCGUGGUACCCGAUCCAAUGUAGCCGACAUUAGAUUUGUUUAUUGGUGGCUGACUCGGAUUCUCAUAUUUACAUUCCAUAAUAAUUUAUACAUAGCCUACCGCAAUAAUUUAUGCUUGGUAGUUUCUCAUAAUGCAGGCACUAUCCGUAAACGUUUUUCCUAUUUCAUACUCACAAUUCUGCUUCAUCUGCUGUAUUUUACAAACUAUUUUUGCACAGUCGAACCCCGGGCCAAGACCUGCACAGUCUCGUCCGUUCAGACCGCAUCUCCAGUGGGCAAACAACGGACGCGUCUUCAGCUUGUUCAGUCGAGGUUCUCAAUAUGUCCCAUCCGGCUUGAGGGCGCGCGAACCUGAUCCCCAGAGCUCCGUUGUAGUAAUCAGUGAUAAUAAUGACACAUCCGCGGCGCUGAGUACAUCCUCCGUCCGUGCGCAAAACCAAGAGUCAAGAAGUUUUCCAAGACGGCCGCUGGUCAGGACGCAGGGCUUUUCCAGAGAGCGGAACCUCAACGCGCCCGGUGACACAGAGCGUCCUACGGUCCCUCCAACAGUGCGCAAUGUUGGGGGUGAAGAUGGAAUGGUCGCUGACGACCCAUAUGAUCCGUACAAGUCCCUCACUAAUCCCUAUUACAACUACUACGACGCUUAUUUUCGGCCCAGAGCUAGGACUGGGGCGAGAGAGAGCGAACGCUCAAACUCUGUCCAGCACGGUCUCCCGGACCUAGUGCCUGAUCCCUACUACGUCCAGAUAUCGACUUAUGUGCAGAGAUCUUCCAUGUAUAACCUUCGAUGUGCAGCCGAGGAGAAUUGCCUUGCCAGCUCAGCUGCAUCAGCAAGAGAUUAUGACACGCGAGUGCUCUUGCGCUUCCCAGGGCGUGUGAAGAACCAAGGCACUGCAGACUUCCGGCCCAGUCGUCCACGCUACGCCUGGGAGUGGCAUAACUGUCAUAACCACUUCCACAGCAUGGAUCAGUUCUGCCACUAUGAGCUGCUGGAUGCCAGUACACAGGCCCGUGUGGGGGAGGGUCAUAAGGCCAGCUUCUGCCUGGAGGACACCUCCUGUGACCCGGGAUACUACCGCCGCUACGCCUGCACCUCUCACACCCAGGGACUGAGCCCUGGCUGCUAUGACACCUACAAUGCAGACAUUGACUGCCAGUGGAUUGAUAUCACUGAUGUCAGACCAGGGAAAUACAUUCUGAAGAUCACUGUGAAUCCUGGGUACCAAGUUCCGGAAUCUGACUUCAAUAAUAAUGUUGUGCGCUGUGAUAUUCAGUACACAGGGAACUAUGCUCAAGCAACAGGCUGUCAUGUAUCUCAAUUCUAAGCAAUAGAAGCGGCCCUUAUUAUUAUUAUGCGAUGACCAUCUUGGAGCCUGGAACUGCCUUCAGUUAAAAGUUACCUUUCAAAGAGCUAUCAGCAGGAGGAUAGGAUUUUUAGGAGUAAUGAAAAGUAGUAAAAGAAGUAGCACCAAGAUCAUUGAAAGAGACACAUCAGGAAGGCACAGUAACAAAAGCUAUAUUUCUGUUUUUAUGCAUUCUGGCUUCAACUAUAUGAUCAUUUUACCAAAGCAUUUAAGUUUUAUAAAAUGUAUAAGCACUUGAAAACAAAGACCCAAUGUUUUAAUUCAUUUAUUUGAAAAAAAAAACCUUCACUAAUUCUCUUCAGUAAAUAUGUCUUGGGUGUAUUUAUUGUUUGUACACAAACAGUAUUUGUGUAGGAUAUUUGUAAUGUAGAAUAGGCUGGCUUUGUAUAAAACAUAAUCAAGAAUCACAGUAUAAAUAUGAAACUGGUGUGUUGUAGAUUUCAUUGUCAGGUGUCUGUCCUUCUUCUCUCUCCUUACUAAUAAUUGCAUGGUAUUCUAAUGUCUGCUGUUACCAGACUAUUCUAACAAUAACAUUCAGCCUAGAAGCUUUGUGUAUAGAUCAGUAAAUCUGUAUUCUUUCUUAAUUGUGAAGACAACUAUGCAUAAAGUAUUUUUUCCUAUUUAUGCUGGUGCUAUUAUGACAAUAAAAUAAUUAAUAGAAUGGUGGUGAUAUAGACAAUCAAUACUUGAAUAAAGGCUGUUCUGAUAA
Molecule: messenger RNA, 2099 nt
Organism: Sardina pilchardus (European sardine)
Lineage: Eukaryota; Metazoa; Chordata; Actinopteri; Clupeiformes; Clupeidae
Product: protein-lysine 6-oxidase
Exons: 7
Coding region: 158-1351 (397 amino acids)
Biological process (GO): collagen fibril organization; peptidyl-lysine oxidation
Molecular function (GO): copper ion binding; protein-lysine 6-oxidase activity
Source: RefSeq, a predicted model, not a curated record